UCCCUCCCACGCCCGCCGCCCCGCCCCGCGAGCCGCGACCACGCGCGCACGCCCAAACGCCCGCCCGCCAUAAAGCACACCUCCCGGGCCUCGCCGCGCGCCCACCCACGCCCAACGCCCCUCCCCACGCCGACGCAAUGCACCCCGUCGAGGAGCCGCGCCGACGCCGUGGUGCGACCGCCGUUGCCGCGUAGGGUCUGGUACUCAGGUGGCGGCAGGACUGGCCGACCGGAGCCCCGCCCCCCAUGCCGUGCGCGCGGGCCGAGGACGCGCUCCCCUCCGCCGCCGCCGCCGCCGACAUGGUCUCCGCCGCCCUGAUCCAGAAGGCGGCCGGCGCCGGCGGACGGAGGCCCGCCGAGCCAGGCCGCGCGCUGCAGCGCACGCCGCACGUGUCCGCGGGGGACGUCGACGCGCCGGCGCCGGCGCCGGCGGCCAGCUGCUCCGGGGAUGAUGGCAAGGGCAGCCGCAGCGGGAGGAGAGAGGAGAGCCGCCGGGGCAGGACGUGGAGCUACCGGUCGGAGCUCGAGCAGGAAGUCAAGAAACUGCAGAGGCAGCUCGAGAAAGAGAUCGAGUUGCACGUGGCGUUGGCGGACGCCGUCACGCAGAACGCGCCGCCGCCUGCAUUGAAUUCUUCUGCCAAGAUCCCACCUGAGACACAGGAGCUACUAGUGAACAUUGCCUCCCUGGAGGGUGCCGUUUCGAACCUCGAAAAGGAGUUAAAUGAUCUGUAUUACCAGCUUUGUCAUGAGAGGAAUGAACGGCUACUUGCCGAAAAUAACCCAGGAGGCUUGCCAUCUGCGUCCUCAGAUGACCGCUCGCUGUCAACUUGCACGUGUACAUGGGAAGAACACAUAUCAUCGUUGAGGGAUUUGAAGUUUGGAGGAUCCGAGUCAAUGAGAUCAAUGCAACAAGAUUUACUCACAGAACUUGAAUAUGACCAGGAUCUUGGAGAAGAAUCCGAAGAUAGACAAAUGGUUUCCCUAAAUAGGCUGCUUGAGAAACACCAAGAUAUCUCUUUAAAUGGACUGUUGGAAAAGCACCGGGAUGAAGAGAUGCAAGGAUCGUGCUCGGUGGAAAAUCAAGGCAAAGAAGAUGAGAAGAUCGAUGAUUUAUCAUUUGAACAGUCCAUUCAAAAGUUAACUAGCAUGAAAGCAGGAAAUCUUUGGAACUAUCCAAAUCAGCUAUCAGAGGAGAUGGUGCGCUGCAUGAGAAACAUUUUCCUCCGUUUAUCUGAAUCCUCCAAGAUAUCUGGGAAGGCAUCUUCUGAUUGUUCAUCUUCCUCAGCGGAGCGUCUAUCUGGUUCUACACUGGCAUCCUUCUCAGAUACAUCCAUAAUACCCUCGAUGCUACGGAGUUCUUCGGUUGACUCCUAUCACAAUGAUGAGAUGAUGAAUAAAGCAAGAAACUUUGACCCGUAUAAAGUUAGUGGAAAGGGAACCCGUAGAGACAUCGGAAACUACUGUUCAGCAGCUGAAGUAUCUUGGAUGUCGGUUGGAAAGGAGCAACUUGAAUAUGCAUCUGAAGCUCUAAAAAAGUUCAGAUUUCUUGUGGAGCAGCUAUCAAAAGUUAACCCUAAUUGUUUGAACUCUGAUGAGCGGCUAGCCUUUUGGAUUAACUUGUAUAAUGCGCUGAUAAUGCAUUCAUACCUAGCAUACGGAGUUCCCCGGAAUGACAUCAAGCUUUUCUCUCUAAUGCAAAAGGCCUGUUACACAGUUGGUGGGCAGUCGUUCAGUGCAGCUGAAAUAGAGUAUGUGAUACUAAAGAUGAAGACUCCAGUGCACCGGCCCCAACUUUCUUUGAUGUUGGCUCUUCAGAAGUUCAAAAUUUCUGAGGGGCACAAGAAGUAUUCGAUCGAUCAAGCUGAGCCCCUUCUGCUGUUUGGUCUCAGUUGUGGAAUGUUGUCUUCACCAGCUGUAAGAAUCUUCACUGCAGCAAACGUCAGGAACGAGCUUCUGGAGUCAUUGAGAGACUACAUCCAAGCUUCCGUCGGCAUAAGUGACCGAGGGAAACUACUGAUCCCAAAGCUACUGCAGAGUUACGCCAAGGGGGCCGUCGAAGACUCCCUGUUCACGGACUGGAUCUGCCAUCACCUCUCACCUGAACAAGUAGCAGCCAUCCGAGAGUAUUCCUCUCAGAGGAGGCAGCGGCUUCUCGGGGCACGCAGUUUCACCGUGGUCGCGUUCGACUCGAAAUUCCGGUACCUGUUCUUGCCUGACAGCAGUGGCUCCCAGAAGCCACAACACAGAACAGGCUCCCUAGGCUGAUCCUGCCAGCUGGUAUGUUUGGGCCACAGAAUUCAUUCUUUGCAGACUGGAAAAUGUGAUGGCUAGUUGUAUAUGGUGUACAUUUUUUGGGAGGAAAGUAUACAACACAGCAAAGCUCAGAAACCGCUUCAGCGAAGAUAUUUCGUUCGCGAAAUUGGAUUAUCUCUACCAAGAUCGCGGUGAAAGGAAGAUAUUUUGGAUCUCAUGGUGUUUGGCACACUGCGUUUCAUACUGGGGAUACCAUUUUGGUCUUUCUUUUCUCAAAUAUAUAUACUUCUCUCUUUUGUAUAAAGUUAUUUUUGUCUUUGGUUGAUUGGUUUGUAAGUUGUGCACUAAUAAAUUGGGUGGUGCCAUAUAUUGUGAGAGGGUUCUGUUUUUUGCACUGAAA
Triticum aestivum (bread wheat) is the source of this 2652-nucleotide messenger RNA. RefSeq lists its product as uncharacterized. The coding region runs from base 246 to 2264 and encodes 672 amino acids. The record is from RefSeq and is a predicted model, not a curated record. The transcript has 12 exons. Lineage: Eukaryota; Viridiplantae; Streptophyta; Magnoliopsida; Poales; Poaceae.